Messenger RNA from Neolamprologus brichardi, 6753 nucleotides. RefSeq names its product N-acetylated alpha-linked acidic dipeptidase like 2 (gene naaladl2). Lineage: Eukaryota; Metazoa; Chordata; Actinopteri; Cichliformes; Cichlidae. The record is from RefSeq and is a predicted model, not a curated record.
GGAGAAGGAAAUCCAUGAUUGACAGCAUACUUCCUGCUCUGUAAGAUAAUGGCAUAUAGGAAGGUGUGUGAUGCCCAGGGUGGUCCGCUGGUCGGUGAGGUUCUGCACUGCUCUGGAGGUCUAGACCUUGACUGGGAUCUGGACAAGGAAGAGCUGCAGGAACCGGGGCCAAGCAUGGACCGCAUGCAGAUGCAACAUAUAGACUGCCAGAGAUCAGGGUGUUCAGACCCUGGUCCUGACCCUGACCCUGAACUGAUGGAACCCAUCCAGCCCUCUGUAUCAGUUUCACCACAUGGACGAUUUGAACGACUUCAAGAAGAUCCCAACUACAUCUCCCACUUCACCAGGGCUCCUGGACAUAAAGGACAAAGACGGCUGCACUGUUUCCUAGUCAAAUACUUCCUGGCAGGGGUGGCUCUUUUUGUCCUUGGUGCCCUGAUUGGUUGGUUUACUCACACAUCUACUAUCAAAUCACCUGUUCUGCCACCCGACAGCUCCGACCUGCUGGAGGAGUUGUUAAAAGGAAUUACCGCUGACAAGAUAGAUGCCCUUCAAAGGUCUUUUUCAAGCUUGUCAGAUGACAGUGAAGAGUCAAGAGCCAGGUACCUUUACAGGCAGUGGGUGGGACUUGGUUUAACUGAUGUCCACCUAUCCAAUCACACUGUUCUGCUCAGUCUGCCUGGUUCCACACCCAACACCAUCACUGACAGAUCUAGCCACCAGUGUUUCAUGCCAAACGGGACCCCUUGUGACCAGCGUGGGCCAAAUGAUCUGACAAAGCAGCAGUUCUCCUAUGCUGCAUACUCUGCCAUGGGAAGCGUGCAGGGUGAGGUGAUGGACAUCCAGUAUGGCAGUGUCGAUGACCUAAAAAGAGCCAAAGAGACCCUGAACCUCACCAACCAGAUUGCUGUGGUCAAACUUGGCAAAGUACCUUUACUAUAUAAGCUAUCCCUUCUGUCUGAGUUGGGUUUUGGAGGUGUUCUUCUUUACAUUGACCCCUGUGAUGGUCCCCCCAGUCGCCACACUUGGCGUCAAGCCUUUAGAGUCACUUUAAACCCUGGAGGAAGUCCUGCAAUUGUUGGGUUGUCAAAGGAAGCACGAGGAAGUCUGACAUCUUUGUUGGUUCAGCCCAUCUCUGCCCUCCUCGCCAAGACAUUGCUGUCAUCGCCAUCCACGGGCCAGGAAGGUUCUUGUAUUCCUCUAGCAAUGCCUCCCAAUACAGAGCGCAAGAAGAUAACCCUGACAAUUGGAAACCAGUUUUCGUACAAGAAAAUUUACAACGUUGUGGGAUAUCUGAAGGGAAAGAGGAACCCAGAUCGCUAUGUGCUGGUUGGUAGUCGUCAUGACAGCGACCAUGGAGGCGGGACUUCAGCUAUUAUGAAUCAACUGAUUGCAGCACUGACAGAGCAAACCAAACGCGGAUGGGUACCAGACCGUACCACUGUGUUUUGCUCAUGGGGAGGCUCGGCCCUGGGAAACAUUGGAUCUUAUGAGUGGGGAAAGGAUAACAGUGUUGUUCUGCAGAGCAGUGCAGUGGCCUAUGUCAGCCUGAACUCUCCAGUUAGAGGGACGGAAGCUCUCAGAGCUACAGCUUCACCAACUCUUCUGCAGCUCACCUCAGAUAUACAGAGGAGGCAGUUGCUGAGUUGUAUUCGUGGCGGAAACUGCCCUGGACCCAACGUCAGCUCACUGCAGUUGCCUGGAGAUGUGGGCUUCUUUGCAAACCAAUUGGCUGUGCCUACCAUGGAGUUUGCCUUUGAACAGACUAGAGCAGAAGAGACCACCAGUUUUCUGUCAGAGGCCCAGUUUUCUUCAGAGUCACCAGAAACCCUGGACCCACUUUUCAAGUUCCAUGAGACCAUUGCUAAGAUGACUGCAGAAGCAAUUCUCCGACUGGUCAAUGAUCCCGUGCUGCCAUUUUACCCUCUAGACAUCGCCCUGGAUGUUCAAAACAAGCUCAAAGACAAGAGUGCACUAUCGCUGCCCUUGCUUUCCUCAGCCUCCGCUCUCAGAGACCAUGCAGCUUUCUUCCAGUCAGAAACUAUGCGGCCGGCAAAUGACCCAAAAGAGCGUGACCCCUCCCACGUGCGGAUGCUGAAUGAUGUACUCCGUGACCUGGAGAAGAGCUUCAUCAUCCCACAGACACCGCCUGGAGUGUACAGGAAUCUGUUAUACAGCCUUCCAGGAAAGACUCCUCAGUUUUCCAUCUUGAAGUUCCCUCGGGAAGCUGUCCUGCCUUGCAACAUCCCCAGCAAAACAAUCAAACACAACUCCGCAAACAAAGAAGUACUUUUCCACAGCGCCACAAACCAGUCUCUGUCUCUCAUCCUCAGGGCCAUCCAGUCAGCUGAGAGGCUUGUGUGCUUUGGUUUGGACUUGUUUGAAAAUUAUUCAAGUGAAUGAGGAUUUUUGCUGAAACAGACGUAACUGGCACAUAUUAAAUUAAUUAAGUUUAAUUCAAUGCAAAUAGCAGAAGACAACUGAUCUUCUAACCAAUCUUACCCAUCAUACUAUAGUCCUGAAAAAGGUUUAAGGUCAUAGGAAAUCCACCUAUUGAAAAAACAAUGCUCAAAGACAUUGGAGCUGCCAUUCCAUAGUAUCACCAGUCUAAAUGUGUUCACUUCCACACCUCUCCAGUAAUUAGUGUCAAACGAAUGACAGCGAUAUGCAGUUCAUAUUGUAGAGAGACAUUUCAGAGACUUGAUUGAUGAAUGUAUUGAAACAAAUUUGACACACAAUAGGGCUUAUACACGCAUAUGAUGCUUAGACAGUGAGGUUAUUUAAAUUGCAAUAAAUUCUCUUCCAGUGAACGUAAUAAACCGCAUUAGUACUUUCUUAGUACUUUACACCAGGUAUGUGAUUUGUGCCUGAAAAGUUUUCAUCAGGAGCAAAUCUCUGCACAGGAUUACGAGCUGUAGACACAUUACUAAAAGCUGUUGUAAAGCCAGUGUGCAAAAAUGGUUUGGGUCAGGGUAACUUUGACAACCUUGAAAUCUUGUUUAUACUAGAAAACAGUUAACUUUGCACGCACUGCGAGCACAAUUGCUGGGACAACAAAAUUUGGGAAAGCUGCUCCCUAAAAUGUUCCAAAUCCAAUUUUUCAUUUGGUGUCAAACCAAAUACUAGCUGCCCAACCAAAUGGCUAGUUUGCUUAGUUAAUUAAAAAGCAGCUAAUAUUUCUUAGCUAAUCCAGAGGCCUUUUUCUGUUUUAUUAAAAAAUAUUCUAAGAAUUAAUAAUAAUUAAUUGAAUGUAAUAUAGAUUUUGCCUCAGGAUGCAAACAGUUUAUGAAUAAAGUUUUUGCUUUUGGGCAGGGGAAUGCAACAUUAGCAUUAGCAAAGUUAGAUGCAAAUUGAAAUAUUCUUAAAACUCAGCUCUCUGUGUGGUUUCGUGUAGCAAAAAGCCAUUCUAGUAUCAGCCUACCCAACAAUCACCGUUUUGCUGUCACUGUAAGCAAUGGCAUGCUACUGUAAGGUCUGCUGCAUUUGAUGAAGCGUAUCAACACAACUCAACUUGACACAAUAACACAAAUAAAAUCAGCUAUUCUACAAUUUUCAUGUUGUAGCAUAGUCAACAAAAAGGAUCUUAAAGGUAGCUGUUUUAAAUAUGUCUUCAUAGAUGCCAUUAAUUUCUCCUGCUGAUAAAACCAAUAUAGCUCCUCAGUGUCAGGUGAAAAGAAGCAGUUGUGUAAUCCUUAUUUUGAAGUAUGAAUGAUGGCUUAAAGCUAGGACUGGCUGUGUCAUGCAAAUGCCAUAUGAGAAAGACAAGUAAGAGAAAUGCAAGAUUAGAAGAGGGGCAAUCAAUAGACUAACACAGUCAACGUUAGUGUAAAAGGCAUUUUUAAUCAGCUGAAUCAGAUAUCCUGUUUGGCUACUCAGAAAACCAGUCCAGUGUAGUAUUGCUGACAAUCUCAGUGUCUACAUCAGGUAAAUAUAUUGGAAAAUAAGUGAAAUAUUUUAGCAUACAUUCUUUUAGUUUAAAGCAGAAUGAGCAGCAGCACACACUGUAAUGGCAGCUGGAUGAAUGUUUACAACCAUUAUGCCCUGUUUGACAGUUGCUUUCUAUCUCCAUUUGUCAUUUAUCCCAUUUUCUCAGUGUGUGCACAACAUACUGCAAACUCCUAGUGUUCUAAGUGACAACAGUCCUCUGUCUCUUUAUUCUUCACACAUUCUCUCACUAAUUAUUAUCACAAUCAAGCAAUCUCUCUCAUUCUGCAUCAGUUUGCUCUCACGACAAGACACUUCUGAGUCUAAGGCUGAUGUGCUCUUUUUAACAGCCUGCGCAUGCAUGGAUGGAGAGCUGAGCAAUAAAUCUCUUUUUUCAUUAGCGUUUUUAAUUAAUAUCGUGAAAUUGUUUGGGAAACAAGUAGAGGAUUGUUGUGAGCAAGAGCAAUAGUAUAUCCUGGUUUGUGGUUUUUAAGCUGGAACCAAUCUAAAGCUCUGAAUGACAGAUCAACAGCUCAAUAAUCCUUGAAAUAACAAGAAUCAUGAGAUAUAAAUAAUAGAAAAAUAACUGGUUUCAGGUUUUUUGUAGUUAGGCAUGAUGUUUGUAAUAGUGGUGUCUGUGAUUAUAGCAAUGGGAAAAAAGAUAACAAUUUUAUACGUAAUAUUUCUUAUCUUGACUUAUUUAUAUUAGUUUGAAUGUGAUAGACUUUUGUAGCAUAAUUAAGGGGUGGGAGGGUAAUGGAUGGGCUUAGAGUUUACAUCUUGUAAUUUCUUAUUAAAUUGGAGAUUUGUAGAGAUUACACACUUAUAAAAUGUUCUGAGAAAUAAUUAAGCAUCUGGAGAGAUACCAACAGCGUUGACUACAAUUGUUUUUCUUCCCCAGAUAAUCUGUCUGCUCUCUCAUGUGUUUUAGUGUUUUUGCAUUAAUUGCGAUGUACUCAAAUAGUUGAAUUUCAACCUUUCAAAUAUCGUGCUUUUUUUUAUUAUUUCCUCUCAAUUUCUAGAAAAUAUUUGAUACGCAAAAUUUUUGUAAGCUAAACUGAUCAUUUCUACAUAUGUUACUAUCCAGUUUGUAAAUAAGCAGAAAUGCAAUACUGAUUUGAUAAGAACAAAAAAACUCUUCAGGGAUCAAAAUAUGUAAAUGUCGAAUGCUUUAAAUAACGUGCCUUUUAUCAGAGGAGAAAAUGCUUUAAUUUAUUUAAAUGGCAUACCAAAAACUUUAAUUGACUGACCGUGGUAUCUCAUCAAUAAGUUACUGAUGUGGCAUUAAUAUAUCUGAUUAUCACGAUUGUUUAUUGGAGUAGCAUUACACUGCAUUUUGAUUAUAUGCAAAACAAGUUUUAGUGGUAAUGUAAUUGUUUGAAAGUAAACACAGAAAACCCAUUCAGCCUGUAGCUAGCUUAGCUAUAGAUUAUGGAUUGGCUGCUUGUGGUAAACAGACUGGACCAACAGCUGUAACUGUAACAUCUGUUGAAUUUUGUUAAAUCCAACUUUUGAAAACUGAUUGUUGUUACUAAGAUUUUUGUUUUUUAACUAGCUUGCUGUUUUAGCUAGUUAACAGAUAUGACAAUACAUAUGUCAUGUAAUUAAUCAGAAAUUCAGUCAAUACAAAUGGCUAAAGGUUUUAAACUAUCAUGCAUGCUGUGCAUUACAUACAAACCAGGCACAUCAGUGGGCUACCAAUACAAUAAGCAUGUUAUGCCUGCUCCGGUUCAGGUCUUUAUUUUGAAUAUUUAAAAGACGUAUCUUCCCUUUUUUUAAAGCGUUGCGUUGUUGUUUGAUUAGUCUUUGUAUACUUUGUAAAGUAAAUGUAUUGUCUGUUGUGUAUUGUCCAUGUGUGAGACAUACUGAUCCUGUCACUGUGUCACAGACUUAACAUACAGUAAGCAGACUACAGUCCUAGAUGGACAGAAAGUAGGUCUCACCUUAAAAGCUAUUCAAACAUUGUCACUGAGCUCUAUGCACGACCGACACCGAUAUUAUUGAGUGAUACUAUACAUUAUUUAAUUACACUGUAAAUUACCUAAUUAUCUACCACAUACAGUUAAUCCAAUUUUGACAAACUAAAAGGUCAUUUUGAUUCUAUUUGGUCUGAUGGGUUACAGUAUGGUCAGUCUGCUUCACAGCAUAUGCUUUCAUCUUUUUUAGUUUUGGUUUAUACAGUAAUUGCAUGAGCCAUGCAGAGUGUCAUCAUUACUUCACAAUUUUGUACAUGGAUUAUUGUUUUUGGCUAUUGCUAUUGGCUGUUAAUAUAUUGUACAUAAACGACCAGAGGUUCACCAACUCUUUUUUUUUUUAAUGAAAAGGUUACAGGCAUGACAAGAUAAUAAGGGUACGAGGAUAAAAUAUCACGUAAACAUGAUUAUUGCAGUACAAAUUGCAUAAUUGCACAAACACAGAUUCACCCUACCUCUUAAGAGGUCUCAACCCACAGGUUUAAAAAUACUUGACCUGGCUGAACUGUGAGCUGUCUACUGUGUACAGUAUUUAUUUGAAAUUUUGGACAGUUAGGCUAAACCGAUAUGCAAUGUGAAAUAUAUAUUUUUAAUAAAAUUAGACAAUACUGGAAACUGCUGUAUUGUGGAAUUUGCACAAAAUCUGAAUGUUCUGUUUUCUAAUUCUCAACAUUUGCAUUCUGCAAUUAUUAAUCACACUGUGUUGUUAUUGUUUUUCUUAAUUGUAUAUUUAAAAUGACCUGGUUUCUUAUGCAUGACAUAUUAACACUAACCCGCUUAUGCAGGUUGUUGGCAUGGAUUUUUUUGUCCUCUUCACUAUGUAAAGUCUUGUUGAAUUUUCAAUGCAAUAAAAACU